Molecule: messenger RNA, 3490 nt
Organism: Equus quagga
Lineage: Eukaryota; Metazoa; Chordata; Mammalia; Perissodactyla; Equidae
Gene: CD99L2
Product: CD99 molecule like 2
Exons: 9
Coding region: 120-758 (212 amino acids)
Source: RefSeq, a predicted model, not a curated record
CGGUCUGGGCGGGGCCCUGCAGUGGCGGCCCGGCUCCUCCUGCGGCUCCUCCCCAAACUCCGCUCCGGGCGUUCUCGCGCUAACUGUACGCCUCGGGUCCCCUCCGCCCGCUCCCAGCCAUGGUGGCCUGGCGGUCGGCGUUCGUCAUCUGCCUCGCUUUCUCCUCGGCCACUCUGGUCCAGAGAGGAUCCGGGGACUUUGGCAAUGAUUUCAGUCUGGAGGCUGCCCUGAAAGAAACUUCCUCAGUAAAGCAGAGAUGGGACCAUGUCACUACCACAACCAAGAGGCCAGCAACAACCAAAGCUCCGGCAAAGCCUGCAGGAGCUGAUUUUGACUUGGCUGAUGCUUUGGAUGAUCGAAAUGAUCCCAAUGAUGGCCGCAGGAAACCAAGUGCGGGAGGAGGAGGUUUUUCAGACAAGGAUCUUGAAGACAUUGCGUGGGGUGGUGGAUACAAACCGGAUAAGGGCAAAGGUGAUGACCCCUAUGGCAGCAACGACGACCCUGCAUCUGGAAUGUCAGCAGAAACAGGCACCAUCGCCGGAGUGGCCAGCGCGCUGGCCAUGGCCCUGAUCGGCGCCGUCUCCAGCUACAUCUCCUACCAGCAGAAGAAGUUCUGCUUCAGCAUCCAGCAGGGUCUCAAUGCAGACUAUGUGAAGGGGGAGAACCUGGAAGCAGUUGUGUGUGAGGAGCCCCAAGUGAAGUACUCCGCGCUGCAAACGCAGUCCGCAGAGCCACCGCCGCAGCCGCCCCGGCUCUGAGGCCCUGCCCGGCUCGUGACCCAGCUCCUGCCUUCAUUUGGACCCACAGCUGCUGCGCUGCCGCUUCCACCUCGCUGGCUUCUGUUCUGUCUUCCGGAUGAGCUCGGGGCGUGUGUGAGUCUGGUUCCUGGGCCCGCCCCCCGCAGGCGCUCUGAAGACACAGCCGCUGGGUCACCGACUCCCCAAAGCCAGCCUGCCCCCAGGCCUUAGUGAACUGGGGAGGGGGACCGAGCUGAGGGAGGCCAAGAGGACAGUUGUGCUCAGGGGGCAAGAGCUUGGACUCGGGGCUGUGGGAUCCGCUGCACAUGGCACUGACACGCUGUGGCGGGUUCUUGCUAAUAGGCAGCCCCUGGCUGUGACCUCAAAGGACUGUCAGUGGGGGCCCAGCUAGCACCCAGUUCUCCUGGAGCCCCUGCAAGGAGCAAACCAGUGAGCGCCAGGUAACCACACACACACACACCACCCGGGUGGGGGGGGUUGUUUCUGUCCUUCUUUGCAGUCCCAGCUUUUGCGCUGCGGGGAGUGAGGCUUGUCAUUAUGUAAGUGCAGGCGCACGUGCCUGAGAGGUUAGCCUGCUGCUGGACUAGCAGGGAGCGGGGCUGGCGGGCCUCGUUGCUACCUGAUGGCACAGGGGACCAGGCGCCUUCUCCAGGCUGACGACGGGGUUGCCUUUUAGGAAUCACUUACACAUUGCAAAGGGAUUGUAUCCUGGGCAGGGAGGUGCUCACCCUCCCCGUUUUCGGUUCUUAUUUUGGUAGCAAAAGCUACAGACGUCAAGAAUGAGCAUCGAAGCCUGAAGCAUGCUGCUUGUUUGCUUAAAAAUGUAUUUCAGGGGAGGGGGAGGGACGUUUGCUUGGUUUCAUGAAAUACAACUGACUCGGUCAGUCUGCACUGAUCCUGCCUAUCCUGUCCUGUCCUGAUGAAGGGCACUUGGGGGCCGUGCUCACUCGGGUGAAGGCCAGAGCCCAGGGACUGGCCGUCGCCUGGCCUGACACUGUCUGGUUUGGGCUGGAGCAGAGCUGGCUUCCUGGAAUGUUCCCUUUGGCCCACACGUGGUCCUGCCCCUAGGAGCUCCGCUGUCAGAGGCUGAGCUAGAGCCUAGAGCCACCGUCAACGGGUAAUCAGUUUCCAGCAUAGAAACGCACUUCUGGAAGGAUCAUGUAAGUCAGCAGGGACGUAGGGUCCCAUUUACAGAACUUCACGUGCCUCUGCGCUGCAUGGAUGGCACCACGUUCCAGCUGUGCGUUAGCUCCUUCACGUCCGCAGAGCUGGGAUGAGGCAACCCUGACUUCUUAAGGAAAUGAGUGAAAUCUGAACAGACCCCACAGGUCGUGUAAUGCAUGCCUCGUGUUCGUUUUAAAAUACUCGUUGUGGGACGGUGAUCCAUCGUAGAGCCUCUCUCAAGGCUGCCCUCUAGAUCCAUCCCCACUGCGUGCCCGUGGGCCCUGAAAUGCCCCUUCUCCUGCUCAGCGGUUCGUCCAGGACAGGAUUGCGCGCCUGCCAGGGGCAGCGGAGCACUGGGGAAGGGGAUGAAUGAGCAGGAGAGGCGCCGCAUGCAAGGUUUGCUGCUCCCAGCGCUGCCCCACCCUCGUUGUGGGCCAGGCGGUUGUCAGCUUUGCCAGGCUUGUCCCUCCAGAGGACGGCAAGGGCUGAGAGCUGCACCCCCUGGCCGGUGCUGGGCUGGAGGCAGCUGGGGAAACUUUUUGCACCCAUGGCCUGUUGCCACCUAGGUCUCGUGACCUCAGGGUUCAGGGAGGGCCAGUGUCCUAAGUAUGGAGAGUUGGGCAGGGACCAGGGCAGUGCUCAGCAGCUCGUCGUGUUAGGGGGGUGGCUCGCCAAGGUGCCCAAGGCAUUUUAAAGGAAGAAACAGGAGGCAGCACUUGUGUGUGCUAAAAUACUUCUCUCCCUGCCACUGGGAAGGUUGGCCAUUUACAGAGAAAUCAGAGUCAUGGUGGUGACUAGGAUGCAGAGUGAUGUGGCCCAUGUGUCCCUUGGCAUGGCCAGGUGUGGUGCGGGCCCUAGAGCUGUCGGGCUUCUGCCCCGGGAGGCUGGGCCCCUGCCCCUCAGCUCUGCAGUGAGGCCCGUGUGGUGGUGGAGCCCAAGGCCCCUGCCGCCGUGCAGGCGAGUCGGCUGCCUGGCGCCCUGCCUGUGGGUCUGGGGGGACCUGGUUUACGUGUCCUCCUGCCUGUGGUCGGAGGGGCCUGGUUUGCUGGUCCUUGGCCAUCCUGGCAGCCAGGCCUGCUCCCAGGGACUGGCCACCCCAGGUGGGGCACUCAGCCCCCGGGGGAGUUCUUGGAGGAGGCUGGGGGGGGAGGGGACUGACACCUGCAGAAGCCUGGGGGCUCUGGUAACUGUGGGUCUCUCUGAGCGUUGUGUUUGGCCAGCUGGGCCUGUCCCACGGGGUGUGAUGCCAGUGACCUAGAAGGGCCCAUUGACACUCUCCUGUGUCUAUCAGCUUCACUGGGGGGCAGGGGGGCGGGUGUCUACAAGAUCCACUCAGCACAGGCAGGGAGGAGGCGUGGGGCAGGGCACCCUCCUGGUGUGGGACCCACAGAGCAGUGCCAAGCCCGCUGCCUUGGCCACUUCAGUUGGGGGUCAGUGCCAGCCCUCUGAGGAAGGAGAAAUGGAGACCCACCUCAGAGUCCCUGGACUUUUGACGCGCUUCUGUGUAAGUGUGAAUUGUGAACUGUCGUGUGUGUAUUAAACAAAAUGGAACCUGACUGGUCAUUGCA